UCACUGAAGGAGAAGACCGCAACUAUUACCGGCGGGUCGCGUGGAAUUGGAAGCAGAAUCGCUAUACACUUUGCACGCAAGGGCAUGAGUAAUCUUGCCAUCACGUACCUUGUCAACGAAACCGAGGCAGAGAAAACAUUGGCGAAAUGCCGCGAGCUCGGAGUUAAUGCGAUCGCUAUUCAGGCGGAUAUUACGGAUCCUACAAGCAGGCCUAAAAUUGUCAAGGACGCUCUUAGCGGCCUCGAUGUAACCAAGAUCGACAUCCUCGUCAACAACGCUGCUCUCUCAGACAUCAGCAGAGCCUCAGAUGUCAGAGCUGUUCAGGCAGAAAGCUUCGGAGGACGUGUCAUCAACAUCUCCAGCCUCGCCAGCAAGUUAGGCAACUCUGAUCCAAUGAUAACCUACGGUGCCACAAAAGCUGCACUUGACAGCUUCACGAGGUCGUUUGCCAACACAUUCUCCGCUGCCACAGGAAUCACCUUCAACAGCGUGGCCGUGGGGCCUACAGAGACGGACGCAUUAGCCAUGGUCAACGGGCUCAUCCCAGGAUUCCUCGACACGCAAAUCGCUAUGAGUACGGCGGCUAACCGGGUUGGAAACAUGGAUGACAUUGCGUACAUCGUCGGAUUUCUGGCGAGCGAGGAGGGGAGAUGGGUGAAUGGUGCCUCGGUCAGCGCCAACGGAGGACAUAGAGAAACCCUUGCUCUGUUUGGUUAA
Molecule: messenger RNA, 717 nt
Organism: Colletotrichum navitas
Lineage: Eukaryota; Fungi; Ascomycota; Sordariomycetes; Glomerellales; Glomerellaceae
Exons: 1
Molecular function (GO): oxidoreductase activity
Source: RefSeq, a predicted model, not a curated record